Messenger RNA from Exophiala spinifera, 993 nucleotides. RefSeq lists its product as uncharacterized. The transcript is spliced from 2 exons. NCBI's taxonomy places the organism in Eukaryota, Fungi, Ascomycota, Eurotiomycetes, Chaetothyriales, Herpotrichiellaceae. The record is from RefSeq and is a predicted model, not a curated record. Bases 1 to 993 code for a protein of 330 amino acids. Gene Ontology annotation, molecular function: oxidoreductase activity.
AUGAAAGCAAUAAGAGUACGAGGCGGUCAAGGGCCUGCAGAAUCGCUAUACCAGGGCACAGCCCCGGUGCCUUCUCUUGCGAAUGGGGAAGCCCUAAUCAAAGUUAAAGCUUUUGGGCUCAACCGUAUGGAUAUCAUUCAACGUAACGGUGGAUAUGUGCUUCCACCGCAAGCGCCGGAGACCCUUGGUGUCGAAUUUUCCGGAACGAUUGCACAAGUCGAAUCAGGAUAUGGAUGGGACAUUGGAGACGAAGUGUUCGGACUGGCGUAUGGAGGAGCAUACGCCGAAUACCUUGCCGUCAGUACACGAAUGCUUAUACCUAAGCCAAAAGAUUUGUCCUGGGAGAAAGCAGCUGCUAUCCCUGAGACAUGGAUGACCGCAACACAAGCCAUGUUUCUUGUAGGCAACUUUAAAGCAGGCGAGUCGAUACUCUGGCAUGCAGGAGCCUCUGCAGUUGCAAUAGCUGGAAUACAGCUAUCUAGGGCGAGUGGUGCCUCACAGGUUUUUGCAACAACUGGUUCGGAUGGGAAAGUAAAAUUCUGUGUUGAAGAACUCGGUGUGACUGCCGCCUUCAACUACAAGACACAACCCUGGCCUGACGAAGUUCUGCGAUCUACCAAAGAUGUCGGUGUAGAUGUUAUCAUCGACCUAGUUGGUGCGAGCCAUUUUCAGGGAAACAUCCAGGCUGCAAGCAGGGACGCCAGGAUCGCGCACCUUGGUCAAGUUGGUGGAACCGUGUUGCCUCCUGGAACCGACAUCGGACCCAUGCUGUGGAAACGUAUCCAUUUCCAAGGGAGUACCCUCAGAAGUCGCGAUCUCGACUACCAAAGCAAGCUCAAGGACCUCUUUGUUGAACAUGCCCUUCCGAAGAUUCGGGACGGUUCUUUCAAAGUGCAUAUCGAGAAAACUUUCUCAUGGACAGACAUAAUCGAAGCCCACAAGCUCCUUGAAGGAAAUACCACGCAGGGAAAGCUUGUCUGUACAAUCGACUAG